Molecule: messenger RNA, 2219 nt
Organism: Sorghum bicolor (sorghum)
Lineage: Eukaryota; Viridiplantae; Streptophyta; Magnoliopsida; Poales; Poaceae
Product: calcium-dependent protein kinase 17
Exons: 4
Coding region: 401-1927 (508 amino acids)
Biological process (GO): peptidyl-serine phosphorylation; protein autophosphorylation; intracellular signal transduction
Cellular component (GO): cytoplasm; nucleus
Molecular function (GO): ATP binding; calcium/calmodulin-dependent protein kinase activity; calmodulin binding
Source: RefSeq, a predicted model, not a curated record
UCAAAGAGGGAGUGGGGGGGCGCCUCCCCACCACCAGCAGAGCAGAGCGGACCAUCACAUUUCACCACCACCUCUCCCUCCCUCGCUCUCUGCGCUGGCGCCUGGCGGCCGAGCGCCGCGAGCUUGGCCUCGGCCUCGGCCUCGGAGGAGCUGAAGCUGACCCCGCGGCCGGCCGCCGCGGCGACGAGCGACGCGGAUUCGGCAGCCGUGCGCGGAAUGCCCGUGGACGGAGGGAGGGAGUGACGGCGCAGCUGACCUGAGCUGAGGCCGCGAGAUUCGGGAGCCUCGCUCGGGGGCGGGCGGGCUUGGAGAUUCGCGGCCUGCGUAGGCGGGGGCGCGCGCUCUGCGGUGCGGCGGCGGAGCUCCAGCCGGUUUCGCCAGCGUGUGGGACCUCAGCGCGAUGGCCGCCGCCGGGUGCGGCGGCGGCGGCGUCGGCGACGCCAAGUACAACUCGUACAAGGCGCCGGGGCUGCGGGGCGCCUUCCUGGAGGCGGCGCACGUCUCGUGCCUCGAGGACCGGUACGCGCUGGGCCCGCAGCUUGGGUGGGGCCAGUUCGGCGUGAUCCGGUCCUGCUCCGACCUCGUCACCGGCGAGGCGCUGGCCUGCAAGUCCAUCGCCAAGGGCCGCCUGCUGUCCCCCGACGACGUGCGCGGGGUCAAGCUCGAGAUCGAGGUCAUGGCGCGCCUCGCGGGCCACCCCAACGUCGUCGACCUCAAGGCCGUGUACGAGGACCACGACUCCGUGCACCUCGUCAUGGAGCUCUGCGCGGGCGGGGAGCUCUUCCACCGACUCGAGGAGCGCGGAUGCUUCUCCGAGCACGAGGCCGCAGUGCUGUUCCGGUACCUCAUGGAGGUCGUCGCGCAUUGUCACAGCAAAGGGAUCGUGCACCGGGACCUCAAGCCCGAGAACAUCCUCCUCGUCAGCAAGUCGCCCUCGUCGCCGAUCAAGCUCGCUGACUUUGGACUCGCUACCUACAUCCAGCCUGGUCGAAGCUUGAGCGGCAUGGUAGGCAGCCCGUUCUACAUUGCGCCAGAGGUGCUCUCCGGUGGAUACAAUGAGGCCGCCGAUGUCUGGAGUGCGGGGGUGAUACUCUACAUCCUCCUGAGUGGCAUCCCGCCAUUUUGGGGGAAAACCAAGUCCAAGAUUUUCGAGUGCAUCAGAUCGAUGGAGCUGCGAUUCCCUUCUGAUCCAUGGGAUAGGGUUUCUGAUUCGGCCAAGGAACUAGUCACCGGGAUGUUAAGGCGUGACCCUAGACAACGACUCACGGCCAAGCAGGUUCUAGAGCAUCCGUGGAUGCAAGAACACGCGGACCAAUCACAAGAUUCCUGCAGCCAUUGCCACGAGAUCGGCCUCCGGCGGGAGGACCCUGGCUCAUGCUCCUUCUCCAUGCCACUAGCGUCACGGAGCAGGGACAUGAGCUUCAACACAGGCGGCGCGAUCGCCUGCCAGGGCACGCCAGAGGACGAGGCGUGCUGCUCGCCCACGUUCGCCACCGCCUGCAGGUCGUCCUUCUCGGCGUUUGUCACCGACCCAGCCCCGUCGUCCUGCCUGGCCUCCACCUCCGGUGGCUCUGGGUUCUCAUUCGGUGGGGCCUGUGAACCGCCCUGUGGAGGUUUCCCAUUGCCUGUGCCUUCCAUGCCGAGCUUCUCGUUCUUCAGCGCGCAAGACUGCAGCGAGCCUGAACCGUCGGUGGCGGCGGCAGCCGAGAAAGCUCCCUGCGACGCGACGGUGGCUGCCUCGUCCCUGAGGACGGCAAAAGGGGCCACGUCGCGGGGUGUCGUCGGCGUCAACGGCAGGCGGAACCACACGAUCGGCGCCGGCGGGCGGGAGCACCUGGACGUGGCGGUGUCGGAGUCCGUCAUACGCUGGGCGUCGUGCACCAACUUCUCCACGACGCACUCGCUCCGGGCCUCCCUCGUGUGCUAGCAAUAGCAACUAUAGUGGUGUUCCACGCGGCGCCAGCGGGAGCUGGGAUCGAUAUUGCUUUGGCCGUUGUUUGCCUGUAAAGCGCGAUGCAAUGCAAUGCAAAGGUGCUAAGGGUGAGGUGAAUUUGAGUGUAUGAGAUGAGAGGUAGAAGAGUGUAGCCUGGACUUGUAUAAUACAUAUUUAUACACACAGUGCUGUUAUAGUGGUAAUAGAUUAAUUAAAGAGUGCUGAUGUGAUUGCAUGCUGUCAUGAUGGAUGAGUACUACUACUAGUGCCUUUCGCCGUUGUUGCA